This is a messenger RNA of Cynoglossus semilaevis (tongue sole), 1316 nucleotides long. RefSeq names its product transmembrane protein 106B-like. NCBI's taxonomy places the organism in Eukaryota, Metazoa, Chordata, Actinopteri, Pleuronectiformes, Cynoglossidae. The record is from RefSeq and is a predicted model, not a curated record. The coding region runs from base 188 to 958 and encodes 256 amino acids. The transcript has 8 exons.
CGGGGGUGGUGGGUGUGGCUGUUGUGACGGUUGACCUGACUUGACCUGACUAACAGCGUGUCUCCAUCGCAAUUUACAACAUUCUGUCAACAAUCUUCACUGUGAACAAAGAGACAGUCGGACGGGACAUUAGGAGUAAAGUGUGGAAUACUGUAGCCGGAAGUUAAACACUCACGCAGUUAACGGGAUGGGGCAUGUCCCCAGCAGGUUUAGUGGCGACCGCGAUCAUGCACGUUGCCAACACUAUGGAAGUGUCCGGGACGAUGACGCCACACCGAUCAUUGAGAACGACUGCACGAAAAGACGGCGCUCCACUGGGAGACGAUGCUCGGGAGACACGGUUCCGUGUCCGACAUGUCAGGGAACCGGAAGGAUUCCCAGAGGUCAGGAGAGUAAACUGGUGGCCGUCAUCCCAUGUACUGACCAGAGGCUGAGGCCCCGACACACGAAGCUGUACGUUGCCUUGUCCGUGGGUGUGUGCCUGCUCAUCAGCGUCUUGGUUUUGUUCUUCCUGUUUCCUCGCCCCGUCCUUUUGUCUCCUGUCACCGUUGAGUCUUCCGUGGUUUUCUUCGUGAACAGCAGCGUCCUCAUCAACAUCGUGAACACUGUAAACAUCACCAACGACAACUUUGUGUCCGUGCGGGCGUACAGUCUGUCAGUGCAGGCCCUCGACUUCCGAACCGUGGUGGGAACAGUCUACAUUGAGGACACCACGUCUGUCCCACCUCUGUCCACCAAAACGAUUUCAUAUAUGAUCCCAGUGAACCUGACUGAGCCUGGCAAGGUUGGCUACUGUAAAAGUCAUGUUCCAGUACACAUCCUGUACCUGCGCCUGCAGAUGUCGUUGACCAUUUACUAUCUGGCCCACGAUGAGCAGAUCUCCCAAGACGCGUACAAAUUCAUCAACUGUGGAGCCAACAGUACUGCACCACACCAGACACGGCUCGCCGCUCAGUGAUGGACGGACACAGGAGGAAACGCUGAAGAAAGAAAGUCACUGAGAUCCUGAGGUGAAGACCAAACAGAAACCAAAGCCUGACUCCUGAUUGGUCAGCUGUCUGUCCGUUGUCUUAAUGUGCUCGCUGAACUCUCUUUAUUCGCCGAAGCAUCUGUUCGUUUGCGUGACAUCACCUUGAGAAGGCAGAACUCACGUUUAAUGAUUGUCGUUUUUUUGUUUUUAUAAUAGACAUGAAGGGAAGAAUUUGCACAGCGUCCAUUUUUGUUGGCUGUCGUGUGUUACUACGACGACCCUGUUUGUUACUGUUGGCUUUGCAAAUCAUCAUGUAGUGAUUUGAAUGAAUAAACGUUGAAGUGAA